AUGGGGGAAAUGGAACAGAUGAAGCAGGAGGCUGAGCAGCUGAAGAAGCAGAUUGCGGAUGCCCGGAAAGCUUGUGCAGACACAACACUUGCUCAGAUUGUGUCUGGAGUGGAGGUUGUUGGCCGCAUUCAGAUGCGGACCCGAAGGACUCUGCGUGGGCACUUGGCCAAGAUCUAUGCCAUGCACUGGUCAACGGACUCCAAACUACUGGUCAGUGCCUCACAAGAUGGGAAACUGAUUGUGUGGGACACAUACACAACUAACAAGGUUCAUGCCAUCCCUUUGCGUUCCUCCUGGGUCAUGACCUGUGCCUAUGCACCCUCAGGUAAUUUUGUGGCCUGUGGGGGCCUUGACAACAUGUGCUCCAUCUACAACCUCAAGACGCGUGAAGGCAACGUCAAAGUGAGCAGGGAACUCUCAGCUCAUACAGGUUAUCUCUCCUGCUGCCGGUUUCUUGAUGACAACAGCAUUGUGACUAGCUCUGGAGAUACCACAUGUGCACUCUGGGACAUUGAGACAGGGCAGCAGAAGACCGUGUUCCUUGGUCACACUGGAGACUGUAUGAGCUUGGCAGUUUCCCCAGACUUCAAACUGUUCAUCUCUGGAGCCUGUGAUGCCACUGCCAAACUGUGGGACGUGCGGGAGGGUACCUGCCGCCAGACAUUCUCAGGGCACGAGUCUGAUAUCAAUGCCAUCUGUUUCUUCCCUAAUGGCGAAGCCAUCUGCACUGGCUCAGAUGAUGCCACCUGCCGUCUCUUUGACCUCCGGGCAGACCAGGAGCUCAUAGUGUACUCUCACGAAAGCAUCAUCUGCGGAAUCACAUCAGUCGCCUUCUCCCGCAGCGGGCGCCUCUUGCUUGCUGGAUACGAUGACUUCAAUUGCAACAUCUGGGACUCCCUGAAAGCAGAACGUGUGGGAAUCCUUUCUGGCCACGACAACAGAGUGAGCUGCUUGGGGGUUACAGCAGAUGGCAUGGCUGUUGCCACUGGCUCCUGGGACAGCUUCCUCAAGAUUUGGAACUAAGGACAGCAGAGGAGAGGGAAAGAACAGCGGAAGCAUGGCCCACAGUGACUGCAUCAUCAGCCAAGCACAACAGAAACACCUACUUGUCACUCUCACUUCACUCUACACACAGGUUGCUUACAGGGGUCUCCUAGAGUGAAAGGGGAAGGAGGGGGAGUACACACACCAGCUGUUCUCUCUACCUCUAAGCAAGCCCAGCUUCUUGCAGGCUUGAAAACCUGCAACACACAACAGUUAUAUCUCUGGACUUUACAGUGCUGUUCAAAUGCACCCUGCAUCAUCCUUCAAACACCUCUACCCACAUUUGGUAUCCAGUCCUUGGAGGACCCCUCAUUCAACACCUCUGUCUUUGAUUUAACUAUACCUAGCUUCUGUGGGGCUGUCAUAUUUCUGCAGGCAGCCCCAGAGACAUACUAGGCUUGAGAUCUAUAAACAUGUAACCCCUACCAAGCAGGUAGUGUAAACUGGGCUCAUUUUUCACUGGGGAAAACUUAAGUCUUAUCUAUGGAUAAAUGGGGGAAAAGAUAGCCCUCAGACCUUCCAGACUAUCAGAGAAUGUUUUAUUUAUUCUUGUUUGCUUCUUGCUGUUUCUUCUCUUUUUGCCUCAUUCCUAUAUUGUGCAGUGACCCUGUC
Phasianus colchicus (ring-necked pheasant) is the source of this 1656-nucleotide messenger RNA. RefSeq names its product G protein subunit beta 3 (gene GNB3). Lineage: Eukaryota; Metazoa; Chordata; Aves; Galliformes; Phasianidae. Gene Ontology annotation, biological process: signal transduction. Gene Ontology annotation, molecular function: protein binding. The record is from RefSeq and is a predicted model, not a curated record.